ACCAUAGUAACGGGCGCUCCCGGGACUUUAGAGGCCACGCCUCUCAUGUGACGUACAAGUGACGAGCCGUAUGAGAGACGGCAGUUUGAAUCUGAGAGCGCGGUUUCCGAGGUCUUCGAGAUGUCGACGUUGACGGCCUUUGGCAAGCUCCCGACCCUGAACUGUGCUACCAUUUUGUUGGUGGGAACAAAUGAAAUCUUCCAGCAGCAACUUGCAGAGACAAUCCUGGAGGAAACACAAGAUUUAAAAAUAAACAUUCACUUGGCAGACUCUCUCCCUUUACCUCCAGAAAGAGAUCACAUCCGGCCUCGGAUUGACCUGAUUGUUUUUAUGGUUAACGUGCAAAGCAAGCACAGUUACAAUAACAUUGAAGCCUCUCUGGUCCAUGUAGAUGCCAACUUUUUCCUUGGGAAAGUGUGCUUUCUGGCUACAGGUGCUGGUAGGCUAAAUCAAGUCAGUGUGGAAGUGAAUGCUGUUUUGAAGCUGGCAGAUCAUUACUGCAGCCCUGUUUUGUUCUGCGAGUUGGAAUGCAAGAAGAUCAGGAUUGCCACAGCUCAGCGACUGCUCCGGAUGCUACAAAUAUGUGCUGGUCAUAUGUCAGGGGUUUCUGCCCUCUCCUUCAGUUCCUUAAUGAAAAACUCCAUGGAUGACUCCAGCUUCCUGGCAUAGAAACUUUCCCUUCUUAAGUUUUGUGGUCAGUGGUUUGGGGGGGGGGGAGGUGAGGUGAGAGCUUAGCUUUCUACAAAGAUGCAGCAUCACCUUUCAGAAGUGUAUGCUUCAUUUCCAAGAGAAUGAACAAAUGACUCAAAAAAGCUGUGUUCAUUAUUAUAACAAAAAAUGAACAGAAAUGUCAUUUGUUUCCCUAGGAGCUUGGUUUACAGAUUUCAAGGAGGACGGGGGAGUGGCCUUUGCAGUCUCUAAAGCCAGCACUGCCACUCCAUCCAUCCUGCCUUGCCAGCUCCUUUCCUGGUGCUCCCAACUCUGAAAUGCCAGCCACAGCCUGCUGUGCCUUGCUACUUGUCAUCUUGGAGGUGCAACCAUAAUAUCUGUAUUGGUGUCUCCUCUGCUGAAAAUGCUGUUCACUAGAUGGAAAAAAUGAAGUGAAGGCCAGUUCUGUCUUUCCCAUGGAAAGAAGAGUGAGCAUGAUAAAAAUGGACAUGUGUAAUGACUAUAAUAAAAACAAGUUUUUGAAAUUAACACAAAA
Molecule: messenger RNA, 1204 nt
Organism: Heteronotia binoei (common prickly gecko)
Lineage: Eukaryota; Metazoa; Chordata; Lepidosauria; Squamata; Gekkonidae
Gene: CENPM
Product: centromere protein M
Exons: 6
Coding region: 121-669 (182 amino acids)
Source: RefSeq, a predicted model, not a curated record